Messenger RNA from Trifolium pratense (red clover), 2304 nucleotides. Its product is annotated as subtilisin-like protease SBT3. Lineage: Eukaryota; Viridiplantae; Streptophyta; Magnoliopsida; Fabales; Fabaceae. Gene Ontology annotation, molecular function: serine-type endopeptidase activity. The record is from RefSeq and is a predicted model, not a curated record. Gene Ontology annotation, biological process: proteolysis. The transcript has a single exon. The coding region runs from base 1 to 2304 and encodes 767 amino acids.
AUGGAGCCUCACAUUAAUGGUUCUCUUCCAUUAAUAUUGCUAAUUAUUACUACUUUCCUUUUACUAUCUCUCCAUGCCAAAGCUGAAAGCUCCACCUACAUAGUCCACAUGGACAAAUCCCUCAUGCCUCAAGUCUUCACAAGCCAUCAUAAUUGGUAUGAAUCCAUUCUUCAAUCAUCAAAAACACAAUUUAAUGAUCAUGUUCAUCCAUCAAAGAAAUUGGUUUACACUUAUAAUCAUGCCAUGCAUGGAUUCAGUGCAAUACUAUCACCAAAUGAGUUAAACAAUCUUAAAAACUCUCAUGGUUUUGUCUCAGCCUAUCUUGAUAGAACAGCUACAAUAGACACAACACAUACCUUUGAGUUUCUUUCAUUAGACCCUUCAAAAGGGCUAUGGAAUGCAUCAAAUUUAGGUGAAAAUGUUAUUGUUGGUCUUAUUGACACCGGUAUUUGGCCAGAAAGUGAAAGUUUCAAAGACGAUGGAAUGUCGAAAAACAUCCCAACAAAAUGGAAAGGAAAAUGUGAAAUAGGACAAGAUUUCAACACUUCAAUGUGUAACUUGAAACUAAUUGGUGCUAGAUAUUUCAACAGAGGUGUAAUUGCAUCAAAACCAAAUGUCAAAAUCAGUAUGAACUCGCCUCGAGACACACAAGGCCAUGGAAGUCACACAUCUUCGACAGUUGCCGGUAACUAUGUCAAUGAUGCAUCAUAUUUUGGUUAUGCUAAAGGUGUAGCUAGAGGUAUUGCACCAAAAGCUAGACUUGCAAUGUAUAAAGUCCUUUGGGACGAGGGACGAGUGGCUUCUGAUGUUCUUGCCGGAAUGGACCAAGCUAUUGAUGAUAAUGUUGAUGUUAUUUCAAUCUCUUUAGGUUUUGAUAAUGUUCCACUUUAUGAAGAUCCAGUUGCAAUAGCUUCAUUUGCAGCUAUGGAGAAAAAUGUUAUUGUUUCGUCUUCUGCCGGAAAUGAAGGUCCAAAACUUAGUACUUUACACAACGGAAUCCCUUGGGUUAUGACCGUUGCCGCAGGCACAAUUGACCGAACUUUUGGGAGUUUGAUACUUGGAAACGGCGAAACUAUUGUUGGUUGGACUUUGUAUCCUAUUACUAAUGCUUUAGUUCAUAAUCUUCCACUUGUUUACAACAAAACUUUAUCAUCAUGCAAUUCAUUUAGUCUUUUAAGUGAAGCUGCAACAAGAGGGAUUAUUGUCUGUGAAGCAUUGGAAUCAGUUUCAGUUUUUAACCAAAUCAACAAUGUUACUUCAGCAAGUGUGGUUGGUGCUGUUUUUAUCUCAGAAAAUCCAAUACUGAUUGACCUAGGAAGAGUUUUUUCUCCAAGUAUUGUGAUUAAUCCAAAAGACAAAAAAGCGCUUAUUCGAUAUAUAAAGAGUGUUGAAUUUCCAUUUGCUAGUAUCAAUUUUGAACAAACAUUUGUUGGUAUAAAGCCAGCACCAGCUGCAGCUCAUUACAGUUCAAGAGGUCCUUCAAAAAGUUAUCCAAGAAUCUUAAAGCCUGAUGUAAUGGCACCUGGCUCGAAUGUUUUAGCCGCUUAUGUUCCGACUUUAUCAUCGGCUACAAUAGGAAGAAACGUUUUUUUAUCAAGUAAUUACAAUCUUCUUUCAGGUACAUCAAUGGCAUGUCCUCAUGCAUCAGGCAUUGCGGCUUUGUUAAAAGCCGCAAAGCCUGAUUGGAGUGCAGCUGCUAUAAGAUCAGCAAUAGUUACCACAGCUAAUCCAUUGGAUAAUACGCAAAAUCAGAUUAUGGAUAAUGGUAAUCCAUCUCAAUUCGCUUCGCCUCUUGCUAUGGGAGCCGGCGAGAUUGAUCCUAAUAAAGCAUUGGAUCCUGGCUUAAUAUACGAUGCUACACCACAAGACUAUGUUAAUCUCCUUUGUGAUUUUGGUUAUACUCAUAAUCAAAUCUUGACGAUUACAAGAUCGAAAAAAUAUAAUUGCGAUAAACCUUCGCCCGAUCUUAAUUAUCCUUCUUUUAUAGCUUUUUAUGGUAACAAAGCAAAGACAAUGGUGCAAAAGUUUUCGAGGACAGUGACUAAUGUUGGAGAUGGUGCUGCUAGUUACAAUGUGAAGGUGACAAAUCCAAAGGGUUGUGUUGUAACUGUGUUACCUGAGAAGUUAACAUUUAGUUACAAGAAUGAGAAGCAGAGUUACUCUGUUCUUGUAAAGUAUAAGAGGAAAAAUAAGAAGGAAAAUGAUGUGUUAUUUGGUGACAUUGUUUGGGUUGAAGAGGGUGGUGCACAUAGUGUUAGGAGUCCUAUUGUUGUGGCACCAAAUGAUAUUAUGAGUUUUUUAUGA